Molecule: messenger RNA, 1417 nt
Organism: Suncus etruscus (white-toothed pygmy shrew)
Lineage: Eukaryota; Metazoa; Chordata; Mammalia; Eulipotyphla; Soricidae
Gene: RAE1
Product: ribonucleic acid export 1
Exons: 12
Coding region: 118-1224 (368 amino acids)
Biological process (GO): RNA export from nucleus; transcription-dependent tethering of RNA polymerase II gene DNA at nuclear periphery
Cellular component (GO): nuclear pore
Molecular function (GO): ubiquitin binding; RNA binding
Source: RefSeq, a predicted model, not a curated record
GGACCGGAAGCGCGGUGCGCGCAUGCUCAGUGUCCCCCUGCGCGGCCGUUGAAGCCGAGCGGAGUCCCGAGCCGCCCGCCCGCCCGCCUGGCGUGGGGCGCGAGUCGCAGGGCCAAAAUGAGUUUGUUCGGGACAACCUCGGGCUUUGGAACCAGCGGGACCAGCAUGUUUGGCAGCACCACCACGGACAAUCACAACCCGAUGAAGGAUAUUGAAGUCACAUCGUCUCCAGAUGACAGCAUCGGCUGCCUGUCCUUCAGCCCACCCACCCUGCCUGCCAACUUCCUCAUCGCUGGCUCCUGGGCCAACGACGUGCGCUGCUGGGAAGUUCAAGACAAUGGGCAGACGAUCCCGAAAGCCCAGCAGAUGCACACGGGGCCGGUGCUCGAUGUCUGCUGGAGCGACGAUGGGAGCAAAGUGUUUACGGCAUCGUGUGACAAAACUGCCAAAAUGUGGGACCUCAACAGUAACCAGGCGAUCCAGAUUGCCCAGCAUGAUGCACCCGUGAAGACCAUCCAUUGGAUCAAGGCCCCCAACUACAGCUGCGUGAUGACUGGGAGCUGGGACAAGACCCUGAAGUUCUGGGACACACGGUCCUCCAACCCCAUGAUGGUUCUGCAGCUCCCGGAAAGGUGCUACUGUGCUGACGUGACGUACCCCAUGGCCGUGGUGGCCACGGCCGAGCGUGGCCUGAUAGUCUACCAGCUGGAGAACCAGCCUUCCGAGUUCCGGCGAAUCGAAUCGCCUCUGAAGCACCAGCAUCGGUGCGUGGCUAUCUUUAAGGACAAGCAGAACAAGCCGACCGGCUUUGCCCUGGGCAGCAUCGAGGGGAGAGUCGCUAUUCACUACAUCAACCCCCCGAACCCUGCCAAGGACAACUUCACCUUCAAGUGCCACCGGUCCAACGGCACCAACACUUCUGCCCCACAAGACAUCUACGCGGUCAACGGCAUUGCUUUCCAUCCGGUCCAUGGCACGCUGGCCACCGUGGGCUCCGACGGCCGCUUCAGCUUCUGGGACAAGGACGCACGCACCAAGCUCAAGACCUCGGAGCAGCUGGACCAGCCCAUCGCCGCCUGUUGCUUCAACCACAACGGGAACAUCUUUGCCUACGCCUCCAGCUACGACUGGUCCAAGGGACACGAAUUUUAUAACCCCCAAAAGAAGAACUACAUUUUCCUGCGGAAUGCAGCUGAGGAGCUGAAGCCCAGGAAUAAGAAGUAGUGGCCGCAGACCCGGGCACGCCCGUGAGGUGUCAGCCCUGGAGGGCAGGACUCUAGCUGUGGCCGCUCGCUCGGUGCUGGGUCUCAGGAUGGGCAUUGAUGCCCACAGCAGUCAGUGCUCUCUGAAGAGCUCUGGGCCGGCCUUCGCACCUCGAACUCUAUUUUGUAAUAAAACCUGUUUGAAUUGAGACUGC